Messenger RNA from Hyla sarda, 3805 nucleotides. It is a transcript of the gene DNTTIP2, whose product is annotated as deoxynucleotidyltransferase terminal interacting protein 2. Gene Ontology annotation, molecular function: RNA binding. The record is from RefSeq and is a predicted model, not a curated record. Lineage: Eukaryota; Metazoa; Chordata; Amphibia; Anura; Hylidae. The transcript has 7 exons. Gene Ontology annotation, biological process: RNA processing. Gene Ontology annotation, cellular component: nucleolus. The coding region runs from base 165 to 2651 and encodes 828 amino acids.
AGGUCUUCUUAUAACCGUGGUGUGAUUCUUUAUUUUUAUUUAAUUUAAUAACUACUGUAUAGUGAGUUGGAAUAGGACCGGAACGCUCGUGCGGUGGAUACGUUUCCGAACGGAGCGCUUUCAGUAACGCACACAAAAGUGGUAACUUAGGAAGCUUUGUGCGCAUGCGCAGGUUGACAGCUAGGAAGAUGGUGGCGACCAGGCGAGGCACGCGUGUGGAUCCCCAGGAGGGGGAAGAGAGGAGCGCAGGGGAGCAGACAGCAGAGGAAGUUAUUUCUCCACCUUCCCCAAGGAAGACCCGAAGCUCUAUUAAGACAGAUGGACAGAUCAGUGAAAAUAGCACAGAUGAGGGUAAAUCUGUGACAAAAAGUAGAAGCCCCUUAAAAUAUGACACAAUGAAACAAAGUCCACAGAGAACUACUAGAAGUAGGCAUAGAAGUGGACAGUCAGAUACAAAUGUGUCUGAAGCGGAAUCUUGUGCCUCCAAUACUUCCACUAGAAGAACUCGGAGUAGACAAAGCCUCGGACAGGUAGCAGACUCCACCAUAAAGCUGAGGAGUUCUGCUUUGAUCACUGAACCUAUUGCUGAAUCUAAGGAAGAUUCAGAGUUAUCUGAAACUGAAUCAAACUGCUCAUCUGUUUCUACCACAAGGAGAAGGCCGCCUAGAACUGCCUCCCGUUCAGUCUCUACCAGGAUUCGAAGAUCAAUUUUGACAUUGGAACCUACUUCUGAAGUUUCCGAUGCAGAAUCAAAUUGUUCUGUUUCAGGAGAGAAAAUAGUUGCAACCAGGUCUACUAGGAACUCUAGAGCAAGACGUCAGUCAACCCGCAUCAGUGAAUCACAGAAGGAACAAACCUCUGAUGCAGAGUCCUUUACUUCUGGAUUUUCUCUGCAGCCUCUUGCUAGACGUAUAAGCAGGAGGAAUAAAUCAAAUUUACAGUCAGAUGAAAUGGAGUUUGCCAAUGAAACUGACAAAGAUGCUGCUCAAGAUCAAGAAACUGUGAAGAAACAGAGUCCGAAGAGACGUGAUGUCAAAUCAGAUGCCCCGUCUACUGUGGGAGAAGAAACUGUUUUAUCUUCUCCUCGUAGGAGUACCCGUAAUCAACCAGCAAUUCAGAAACAUGAGCCUAUUGUUAUUUCUGAUAAUGAUGAGCCUGAUAGCAGUGAUACUGUGUGUAAAGAUUUGGUUGUAGAACAACCAGAAGCUGAAAGCGAAGUGACAAAAGUUGUCAAAACCGGUGCGAUUCCAUCAUUACAAUCCGGUGAAACUCAGCCAGAAGAAAAUAUUUCUCCAGAUCCAAUACUUGUACUUUCAGAUGAUUCCAUGGAUGCAGAGCCUUUCAUAGAGAGAAGCCACGUCACAAAAAACGGUGACGUCUCCGAAGAGACAAAUGAGAAUCCUCAGAAUGUGCAGGGAACUUCAGAAAAGGUGCAAGAUAUCAAUAAAUGUUUAACCAUUGAUAGUGAUGGCAGCGAGAAGUCAGUGCAUGGUGAUGAAGAUCACGUAGAAGAUGAAAAUAUCAUGGAGGUAGAUGAGGACAAAGUUGUCAAGAAAGGAAAAUCUAAGAAAGCCUCAACAAAGCAACUACAAGAUGUAGAGGAAGGUGGGUUAUUUGUAAUAGACAAAGCUCCUGGGGUGGUCUCCAGUAAAAAGUUUUUCCUUGAAUCUGGUGAUGGUGAUGAAGAUGGUGACGGUGAUGAAGAUGGUGACGGUGAUGAAGAUGACAUUGAUGAUGAUGCGGAAACAGAUGAUGAGGCAGAUGAUUUUACAGAAAGACAAAAAUCUAAAAAAACAUCAAAACAGCAGCUGCAAGAUGUAGCAGGAGAUGGAUUAUUUGUAAUAGACACAACUCCUGGGUUGGACUCCAGUAAAAAGUAUUUCUUGGAACCUGAAGAUGAUGACAAUAAACAGAAUGAGAAGGAGGUGGGUAGGAAGGGAGAAGUGCCUGAGCCAGAUGAUGACGAUGAAUAUGAUGAUUUUAUUGAUGAAGCUGAAGAUGAUGAGGAUGAAGAGGAAACAUUACUAAACAGACCAAGAAAAGGAUUUGUGUUGUCCUCUAGCAUAGAUACAGGAAUCAAUAUUAAGAAGAUGGGAGGCCUAUAUAUCAACUUUGAUGCCGAGAAGUCAACACCUGGUCCGAGUUCACUUAGCAAAAUGAAGAAGGGAAAUAAAAAGUCAGAUGAGCUCCUUAAUAAGAGUAUCAUAACACCUGACUUCGAGAAGAAAGAAAGUGUCCCACCAUAUAAUGAAUCUAAGCACAGCCUUAAAAAGUUGCACAAGAUGGAACGGGAGAAAACAACUGGAAGAGGAUGGUUUGAUAUGAAAGCUCCAGAAUUGACAGAAGAACUUAAGAAUGAUCUAAAGGCUUUGAAAAUGAGAUCUGCAAUGGAUCCUAAACAUUUUUAUAAAAAGAAUGAUCGUGAAGGAUUUCCAAAGUAUUUUGAGGUUGGUACGGUUGUGGAUAGCCCCAUUGACUUCUACCAUUCCCGAAUUCCUAAGAAGGAGAGAAAGAGGACAAUUAUGGAAGAGCUUCUUGCAGAUUCUGAGUUUAGGAGAUACAAUAAAAAGAAGUACAAGGAGAUUAUUGACGAAAAGGCUGCCCGAGCAGCAGGCAAAAAGAAUCGCAAGAAGAAAAAUUUCCGAACAUAAUCUGUACAUAGCAGAUUGUUUUGCCCUCUGCCCUAUAGUAGGUGUCUGGCAGUGUAUGUUGCACUCGUGACUGAACGUGAAGACCACAAGAAGACAUUUGUGCUUCGUAAACUCAUUGUAAAAAAUAUACUGAGCCUAAUUUUUGUUAGGUCUGCUAUAUAUAGAUUGUAAAAAUCAGAUUUUUAUGUAAGAGAUUUGAAGCCAAAUAAGUAAAACCAAACAUACUCAUUAUGAGCCUGCAUCAUGACCCUAAGUAAUAAACCAUCAUUUAAUGUAUGGCUAUAAAUAAAGUACAUGGCUUUUAUUCUUUACUUUUGAUACUUUAACCCCUCAAGGACACAGCCCAUUUUGACCUUAAAGCGUACCAGUCAGAGCCAACAAAUAAAAAACAUUUUUUUAUAUAUAUCACUCAGUACCUAAUCCUGACCAUGUACAUCUAAUUUUUAUGUGUCUAGCACCUUUAUUUAUUUUUUUAUUACACUUUUAAUUUAGCUCACUAGUCUGAAUUCCUCUCAAAGAGAGGGGGCGUGGCCUCACUGUGCAGGUCUCCGCCCCCUCCCUCAGUAUGCUGUCUGCUCACAUCUCACCUAGCAUUAGCAAAACUACAACUCCCAACUUGUCCUCACUGACAGUAGGGGGACAUAAGCUGACAGUGGGAGGAUUUUUACUCCAGCUGUGAGUCCUGCACUCAUAGCUGUCAAUCAAGGAAGUGUGUCCAUGACAUAGGUGAUGAUGCAUGGACACAGCAGGAAUAAGUAUGUGUCUAAGCAGGCGGGGGGGGGGGGGGUCAGUUUUUUGACUGUCUUUUAUAGUAUGAAAUACUGAAAAUUUUCUAAUGAAAAAACCUAUUGGUUAUACACUCUUUACAACAUACAAAAGUUUUUGUAUCCAACAGUGCCCAUUUAACAAUUAAACAAAAAAACGGACAAAUGAGACCUGGAAAACAAUUGUUAAAUACAUAUAUGUGGUACAGUGACCAAACACUUACAUAUAACCCAGGUACUAGUGAUGGCUGUAUAUGUGUGAACUCCCAACAUAAAUAGCAAGCAGCAAGAAGAAAAGCAGAGUCAAUUAUAAAGCGUACAUGAUUUUUAUUCAUUCCGUAGAAAAAUAUAAAAUAUGUAAUCUCAAAGAGGACUACGGCUAAAAGGUGG